This is a messenger RNA of Scatophagus argus, 1871 nucleotides long. RefSeq names its product beta-2-microglobulin-like. Gene Ontology annotation, biological process: peptide antigen assembly with MHC class II protein complex; immunoglobulin production involved in immunoglobulin-mediated immune response; immune response. Bases 150 to 1013 code for a protein of 287 amino acids. The record is from RefSeq and is a predicted model, not a curated record. Gene Ontology annotation, molecular function: MHC class II protein complex binding. Lineage: Eukaryota; Metazoa; Chordata; Actinopteri; Scatophagidae. Gene Ontology annotation, cellular component: membrane; MHC class II protein complex. The transcript has 6 exons.
CAGUUCAGCACUGCCCUCGCAUCUGCAUCUGCGUCAUUUAUUUUACGAGAAAACAGGAUGCAGUUUAGUUUUUGAACUUGAUUAACUGUGUUUGCAUGCAGCAAGUGGUAAACUUUAAACUGUAGUUUGUUUGUUUUACUGUUGAAGAGAUGACGGGACUUCAUUUUCUGUACAAACUCACAAUCACUGCUGUUUUACUCUGCACUACACCAUCAGAGAUGACGGGACUUCAUUUUCUGUACAAACUCACAAUCACUGCUGUUUUACUCUGCACUACACCAUCAGGUGGGUAUGUGUGUCAGAUGAUUGCCGACUGCGUGUAUGACGACAACAUCACAGACAUGGUUUUCUUCGUGAAAAACGUAUUUAACCAGAAGAUUUACACCUUGUAUGACUCCCGGGUUGGGAAGUAUGUUGGCUAUGGAGAAGUGGGCAUAAGGAAUGCGGACCAUUAUAACAGCCAGGUUUGGAAAAUGCGGGAAAGAAGACAACAAGUGGAGACUCUUUGCAGAUACAAUGCGAGGUUGUUCAGAAAGAGCACAUUGGAUAGAAAAGUGCCUCCGAUUGUCAAGAUCCGUCAGACCAAGCCAGCUGCCUACGGGGAGCAGUCCAUGCUCGAGUGCAGUGCUCGGGGUUUUUUCCCUCAGGAUGUGACGGUGAGCUGGCUGAGAGACGGGGUGGAGGUCACCACCGAUGUGUCGUCAACAGAUGUCCUGGCCAACGGGGACUGGAGCUUCCAGCUUCAGUCUUACCUGGAGUUCACACCCCAACGAGGGGAGAGGGUGAGCUGCAGGGUGAACCACAGCAGCCUGCACGGGAGCCUGGAGGUGGACUGGGAUGCUGAUGCACUGGAUGCUAAGCACCUGAAGAAGAUGGUGGGAAUCAUCUUCUUCUUCAUCGGCUUCACUGCGGCUGCUGGUGGAGCAGUUUACUACUGGUGGAAACAGAGAUUUGACUUCAGCCCAUUAGGUAGACAAGGACAAACAUCUCCGAGACGUCUUUCAGAAUUAUAGAGCUUUUAUGAGAGGGCAGUCUUGGCACUAAAAUGAAAAAUACGAUUAAGCUCAGCUGAAUAAUUGGACUCUUAUUGGACUUUAUAAAAUAAAGUCCUACAGGUGACAAAAAAGAGAACAGUCCUUGUCAACAGGCUGCUGACCGACCUACAGCGGGAAGAGAAAACAGCAUCGUGGGAAGAUGACAACUGGCUUCUGGAUGUGGCCAUGUGACAAGUUGAUUAUCAUUUUUUGUCAACCAAGGACUUGACUGACAUAUUGCAUAUCAGUUUACCUGCAGAAUGACCCAAACAGGUGUUUUCUCUUUUGCUGCCCCCGUCAUAACUCGUUCGACACGUUACUGGCCCGGAGGUUGGAGAAGCGGCUUGCUAUCGGAGGGUUGCCGGUUCGAUUCCCCCACCAGAUGGGCAGGUGGCUGAUGAGCCCUUGAGCACGGCACUUAGCCCCCAAUUUGCUCCCCAGACGCCUGAUAGUUACAGCCCACUGCUCCUGUGUGUUUCACUGCAUGUAAUUUUUGCUGGGUGCUGCAUGUGUGUUCAACUAAGGAUGGGUUAAAUGUGACAUGUUUAAAAGUGAAAGUGUUUAGCAAGCUUAGCAUUCUCAGCAUUUAUUGUCCAAUACAAGUAGAUAAUGGAAAAAAAAUUGUAUUGUAUUACUAUUAUGCGUUUCAUGUUUGCGUGUGAUGAUGGGUGUGUGAAUACAGCGAUGGUUUUGUCAGUGACAUCCUUAUCAGAGUAUGAGGCUGUUUUCCUUAUUUCAGUGAAAUAAAAGGGCUUUCUCAGUUUGUAUCUGACAACAGUGAUACAGUGUGAUGUCUGAGCAUGUCUGGGCGAGACAAAAUAAACCGUUUCCACAGUU